Molecule: messenger RNA, 894 nt
Organism: Carya illinoinensis
Lineage: Eukaryota; Viridiplantae; Streptophyta; Magnoliopsida; Fagales; Juglandaceae
Exons: 3
Coding region: 1-894 (297 amino acids)
Source: RefSeq, a predicted model, not a curated record
AUGACUGCUGAACUUCGUGCUUUAGAGGAUAAUUCCACCUGGACUCUUGAGCCCCUCCCUCUUGGUAAGAAACCCAUUGGGUGCAAAUGGGUUUUCAAAACCAAACUCAAAGCCGACGGAUCUGUUGAGUGCUAUAAAGCUUGGCUCGUUGCAAGGAUACACUCAGGUUUUCACUCGUCUCAGGCAGAUCAUUCUUUAUUUACCCUCACCACUUCCACCAGCAUUGUUCUUGUUCUCGUUUAUGUCGAUGACAUCCUAGUUGCUGGUAACGACCUCUCUCAGAUUGAGAUUUUUAAGAAAAUCCUCUCCGCUCACUUCAAGACAAAGGAUCUCGGUUCUCUGAAAUACUUUCUUGGACUCGAAGUUGCACGCUCUCCCAUAGGCAUCUUUCUUAAUCAGCGCAAAUAUGCCCUCGACAUUCUCUCUGACAGUGGACAACUUGGUGCACGGACUGCUCCUUUUCCCAUGGAGCAACAUUUGAAGCUUACUAUUCAAGAUGGCAACCCCCUCCUUGAUCCUGGCCUUUAUCGUCAUCUUGCUUCUCGGGUUCCCCACAUGAUUGCCGCUCUCAGAGUUCUCCACUACAUCAAAGGCUGUCCGGGUCAAGGCAUCUUCUUUCCUUCAUCCAACAAUACUCAUGUUUCAGCUUAUACAGAUUCUGAUUGGGCCAACUGCCCCGCCACCCGCCACUCCACCACCGGCUACUUUAUUCAGUUAGGCACCAGUUUGAUCUCAUGGCUCACCAAGAAACAAAGUACAGUUUCUCGUUCUUCUGCUGAAGCUGAGUAUCGUGCUAUGGUUGUCACCACCUGUGAACUCACCUGGUUAAAACAGCUUCUCACUGAUCUUGGUGUUCCCCAUCCCGAGCCUUUUACUCUCCAUUGUGACAAUUAA